UUAUGCUGGGCAUUUAACAAGUGACCCUUCUAAUCAGUCCUUGAUCUUUUCGGUGGUGAUAACGGCAUAUCAUGUUGUAAAUUAAUAAAAACGUGCGUUGUAACGGACUGUUAUUCUUGUUUAACCAAAUUUUUAAAAUUUGUGUCAACAAAAGAAAUGCAUAAAAUUCAACAUGUUCCAAGAAUUGAUAAACCAGAAAAAGAAUCAAUUCACUCAGGUCAGUUUAUGGUAUCACAUUUUGAAGCAGAAGAACAAGAUGAUGAAGACAAUGUUGCAGUUCCUAUACCUGAAGUUACUGGGGACUUAAAGUCAGAGGAACCAGUUAAAAAAAAUUUGGGGAUGUUGGAAUAUGUAAAAAUCCAGUGUAAUCAGCAACUGGGUAUUGACAACAGCUUAUCAAAGCUCUUUCAAUGCAUGUCAUUAGCAUACAGGCAAAAGCUCACAUCGCCUAAAUGGAAUCGUUUUAGAGGCAUAAGACUGAGAUGGAAAGAUAAAAUACGACUGAAUAAUGUAAUAUGGAGGUGCUGGCAUCUACAAUUUAUAAGAAAAGAAAACACAUUAAUUUGCCAAUUUGCUUCCCCACUGGAUGUUGAUACACACAAUAAACCGGAGGCGGUGGUAUUAGAAGGCAAAUACUGGAAGCGAAAAUUGGCCGCUGUUACCGCCGAAUACAAAAAAUGGCGAAUGUUCUAUCGGAACCACGCGCUAGGCCAUGCCGCCAAAGACACUUCAGAUAUGCUGGACAUGGACCUGUUGGUUUGGGAUUCCAACAGCUCGGAUAACAUGAUGAUGGUAGAUGAGGACUACAUGGGUCUCAUGAGCGAUACACUUUUCACAACAAUCACAAAUCAGCCGUUUGUGUUUCCGGAUUCAAGGGAGAUUGCCAAAGCCGGUUUAGCAGACUUUAUUCAACCUAGUUUGGGGCCAUUACAACCUAAUUUGGAUGACUAUAUGGACACAAUGGAUCCAUUUCAAGAGUUUUUAAACCAUAGACUGCCUCCAGUGCCCGAAGAACAAAACGAUUCAUAUUUCAAACCACAUAGUUGGACAUAUCUAGAAGAUCAAUCAUCUGUAAACACAAUACCCCAACCGGAAAUGGUGCAAUACCAGCAACGAAUCUCAAUCAAUAAGCAGUCGACGAUUGCGAUCGAAGACUCGCAGCAAUCUAUACAACAGACAAAUUUUGGUAACAUGUUGAUGCAACCAACUGUCGAACAGUAUGUGGUCCAUGCCACGCAACAGCAGCAACAAGAGCGGCAGCAACAACAACCGCCAUCGUACCAUUCGACAGUGAUCUCGAAAAGCUCAAAGCCGAUCAAACCUUCGACGACGAGGAGUAAACUGGACCAGCAGCACAAUUUGUACAAACCUGUCGAUGCCAUGUAUCAAACCUAUCAGUCGCAAACAGUUCUUAUUAACGAUCAAAUACCCCUUCAAAAUGAUGUUACACAACAGCAGCAGCAGCAAACGCCCGCAGCUGUACAAGAACAACUCUACCACAAAAUUACAAGCCAAGAGGCUGCCGUGAGGCAACAACAGCAGCAGCAGCCUUUAUCACCCCAGGACAUGCAGCAGCAGCAGUUCAAGAUGCCGCAGAGCAGUUCAAACGCGCGAAAGACUAGUCAGGGCUACAAGUUUCCCCCGCCUACCUCGAAUCCCAACAUUAAGUUCACGACACAGGUACAGCAGCAUUUGCACCAUGGCGGCUACCCGCCACCGCACUCUCAAUAUUCUGCUUCUCCUUCGUCUUCCAACACUUCCGCUACUUCUUCUUCGCCUCAUCAGAUAGUACCAAAACAAGAAAAGCCAGAACCUAGGCGUCGUGGUGCCCCUAGAGGCCGCCAGAGAUCCAGAUCCAACACAAGGGAACCAAAUAAAAGACCACCACUCAUAUCAGCUGUUAGUGAUCCUCAAUUACUAAACCCAACCAAUAGUUUACUUCUAACACAGUUACUUGCAAGUCGAGAUUCUCCAACCCAAGUGUACAACAGAAGUCAAAGCACAGUGUUGGAAGUUUCAACACAGGUAAGAAUAAAAGAAGAAAAAUCAGGACCGACACCAAUUCUUCCCUCGCCACCAUCAAACACACUCAUCAUUGGCACUGUGAGCAUGGGUCAAGUGCCUCCAUCAUUAGUGGAUCCACUUAGCUUAAAUACGUUUAGCAACUCAAACAGUCCAAUAAUGGAUGUGUCGUCUCAACCUCUAAAUUCGCCGACCUCAUCACAGGGCUCAAUCGGUUCUCCGAACAGGGAUUCGCAUCGAGACAGAAGGGCAGGGCACAUACACGCCGAACAAAAACGACGGUACAACAUAAAGAACGGCUUUGACAUGAUACACUCCCUUAUACCACAUCUUAACCAAAACCCUAAUCCUAAGUUAAGCAAAGCUGCCAUGCUACAAAAGGGUGCAGAAUAUUUAAGGCUACUAAGAUCUGAAAGAAAUCAAUUGAAGGAAGAAAUGGACAUGCUAAGGCAGCAGAUUGAAUCAUUAAAUUCGUCCAUAAGUAAUUGUCAGUCAAUGUUACCUGCAACUGGAGCACCUGUGUCGAGAAGGAGGGACAGUAAAAUGCAAGAAAUGUUUGAUGAACAUGUUAGAACAAGAACAAUGGAAAAUUGGAAGUAUUGGAUUUUUAAUUUAAUUUUUAGACCAUUGCUAAAUUCUUUUAACAAUAUUGUGACGACAUCCAGUCUAGAUGAUUUAUAUAGAUCAACAAUGAUAUGGGUUGAACAACAUUGUACCCUAGUGGAUCUCAGACCAGUUGUCUUAAACUCCUUAACAAAUCUUUGCACAAUAACGGAAGUUUUAUCAGACCCAGAAAAGUUACCUGAAGAAGCUAGACAAAUGUCACAGAAAAGCAAACAAAACAAUCAGUAGAAGUAGAAUAUUAAUUGCUCAGUAACCAUUUUUAUAAUAUUAAGGAUAAAAAGUGAUACCAAGUGCAAAUCUAUUUUUGUAAAAAAACAUUUUUACUAAACAUUGUACAUAGAAAUAAUUAUAGAAUGUUUCUUGCCAA
Brassicogethes aeneus is the source of this 3013-nucleotide messenger RNA. NCBI's taxonomy places the organism in Eukaryota, Metazoa, Arthropoda, Insecta, Coleoptera, Nitidulidae. The record is from the annotation of a GenBank genome assembly.